Messenger RNA from Vanrija pseudolonga, 1050 nucleotides. RefSeq lists its product as uncharacterized. The record is from RefSeq and is a predicted model, not a curated record. Gene Ontology annotation, molecular function: protein binding. The transcript has 2 exons. Bases 1 to 1050 code for a protein of 349 amino acids. NCBI's taxonomy places the organism in Eukaryota, Fungi, Basidiomycota, Tremellomycetes, Trichosporonales, Trichosporonaceae.
AUGGCACGAUCAAUCCAGCCCCCGCUGCCCCUGUGGGCGGGCGACGCCCACCCCACGCACCCCGUCCAACCACUCUACCUGCCCUCGACGCCGCCGUCGACCCCGCGCGGCGGCCACAUCGCCAGCGGCCGCAACUCGCCGUUGCCUUCGUCGCCACUAACGCCGCUCAUUGCGCGGUUCCAGCGGCUCGCGGACGCGGUCGCCACACACAUCCGGCCGCACCUCCCCGCGAACCGCGCCAAGGUCCGACACCUCGUCGCGAUGGGCUUCCCGCACUUCGAGGCCGUGUGGGCCGCCAAGGUCGUGCGCGGCGACGUGCGCAUGUGCGCGCACUUCUUGCUCGAGCACCUCGAGGCCGGCGGGACAGGGGACCGGUACGCCGGCUGCGAGUGGUGCGAAGCGCGAGCCGCGCGCGACGCGGCCGCGUCGGCUGGCGCUGGCGCAGUCGGCGCGAGGGACGCAAGCCCGGCUGCCACGGCAGCGGCCGAGGCCAAGGCCGCCGAGGCCGAGGGCUCGUCGCGGCCUACGGCUGGCGCCGGGGCCGGAGGGCUGCACGCGCGCUCCUUCUCCCUGCCCACCGCGUUCCGCGGCGGCAUCGACCUCCAGCGCGAGGCCGAGAUCGACGCGCACUCGCAGGCCGAGCGGAUAGCGUCCAGCUGGCGCCGGCGUCCCCGCGUGCGUGCGCGUUUCGCCGGAAUGGAACCAGGCGCCGCUGGCGAGGGGGAGGCCGCCGACGGCGGCGUGAUGCCGGCGCCGCGGCACGGCCACACGCACACGCUGAGCGACGUGACUACCGCCUUGCCCGGGGUGCUCGCGGGCCAACCUCAGCCGGCGCGUCCGGUGCCGCUGCGCUCCGUCACUGCGCCGGCGUCUGUGCCGGCCGCAGCUGCGGCUGCGCCGCCUCACCGCCCGACCUUCACCCUCAACGACAGCACCGACUCCAUCGACCAGAUUGGCGGCACCGCGGGCGAGCAGGACACGGUGUGCGCCGACGACGGGUGGGCCACCGUGCCCGGCAGGAAGCGGUAUCCGUGGGGUCUGGAGCUGUAG